Alternaria ethzedia is the source of this 3756-nucleotide messenger RNA. RefSeq lists its product as uncharacterized. NCBI's taxonomy places the organism in Eukaryota, Fungi, Ascomycota, Dothideomycetes, Pleosporales, Pleosporaceae. The transcript has 8 exons. The record is from RefSeq and is a predicted model, not a curated record. The coding region runs from base 1 to 3756 and encodes 1251 amino acids. Gene Ontology annotation, molecular function: protein binding.
AUGGACAGCGCAGCGCGGAAGCCGUCCAGUGAUCCCGGAUAUCACAUGCUCUACCAAGCAGAGCUAGGAGAUACAGACUUCAUUACAGGUGACUAUCUUGCCGAAGUCAACAUCGCAGAAAACGCCCAGGCACAUGCAGCGGGCAAGCACCCUGGAUGGGAGAAAACAGCUUGGGAUGGUAUCGAGCAGACGAUCGACUUAUUGGAUGAGAAGAGAAUCAAAGUCGUUGUCAAUGGUGGAGCGCACAAUCCGAAGGGAUUGGCCGAGAAGGUGCAUGAACUCGUCUUAAGUAAAGGAUAUGAUAUGAAGGUUGCGUACGUGUCUGGCGACAACCUAAUGGACGAAAUGAAAGAUAUCAAGGAGAAGGGCCUACCGCCGCACCUAGACUCCGACAACAGCGAAGUAACGGUCGCGGACCACACGCUUGACGUCCUAAAAACCGACAAACCGAUCGUCAGCGCGAACGUCUACCUCGGCGCUCGCGAGAUUGUCAAAGGUCUCGAAGAAGGCGCAGACAUCAUUAUUGCUGGUCGUGUUGCGGACGCCAGCCCCGUCAUCGGUGCUGCAUGGUACUGGUACUCGUGGCGUGACACCGACUUCGAUGCACUUGCAGGAGCCCUUAUUGCGGGUCAUCUCAUCGAAUGCAGUGGCUAUGUGACAGGCUCGAAUUUCGCGGGCUUCUACGAGUAUCCAUUGGAUGACAUGUACGACAUCACUUUUGGUAUCGUAGAAGUCGAAAAGGACGGCACAUGUGUGAUCACGAAGCAUGAAGCGAGGAAAGGUUUUGUUACGGAAGACACUGUCAAGUGUCAGUUUCUGUACGAGCUUCAGGGCAAUGUAUAUCUGAAUAGCGAUGUCAAGGCUAUCUUGAAUGAAGUUCAGGUCAAAGCUGAAGGCAAGAACAGAGUUCGCUUGUGGGGCGUCAAAGGCAAACCACCCCCACCCACUACGAAGCUCGCAAUAUUCUAUCAAGCAGGUUACCAGUCUGAGAUUGUUGUCAAUGCAACUGGUUACGCCACGGCUGAGAAAUUCGAUCUCUGGGAACGCAUGAUCAAGUUUGGCCUGAAGCAGAAGGGCAUACUGGACAGAUUCGACAUCUUGGAAUUCCAGCGCAUAGGCAUGCCGGAGACCGAUCCGAAGAGCCAGCUCAGAAGUACAUCGUAUUGUCGCAUCUUCGCGGAGAGCGGCGAUCCAAACGUGAACCUGGGUCUAGCGAGUCUACUGGCAGACUUUGCGAUGCAGCACUACUCUGGCUUCCAUAGUACGAUGGACCAUCGUACGGCGAUUCCGAAACCGUACUUGAGCUUCUAUCCAGCGAUUUGGCCGCAAAAUAAGCUAAGGACGGCGAUCAAUCUACUCGAGUCUGGUGAUACGAGGACAUUCACGACCACGCCGCCACCGCAGUCGGAAGAGAUUGGGAGACGGGAAAGCUACGAGACUGUGAAUCCCGUAGAUCUUCGGUCUUUUGGCCCAACAACGCGUGCGCGACUGGGAGACAUUGUGCUUGCCCGCUCAGGCGACAAGGGUGGAAACGCAAACAUUGGCUUCUUUAUACCCACGAGCCUACCUUCCUCCUAUCCACAGUCAUCACCGCUGUAUGCCGAAAGUUGGGACUGGCUCCGCAGCUUUCUCACCAUGCCCAAACUCAAGGAAAUGUUCGGAGAAAGCUGGAACGACAGCUUUUUCAUGGAAAGGGUGGAGUUCGAAGGUAUCAUGGCGGUGCAUUUCGUGGUUUAUGGGGUGUUGGGCAGAGGCGUUAGCGGGAGUAGCAGGUUGGAUGCUUUCGCGAAAGGUAUGGGCGAUUGGCUGAGAGACGUAGAAGUCGAGGUUCCGGUGAAGUUCAUAGAAGGAAGGGCCCGCGGCAAAGCGGUGGCUGGAAGCCCCACCAUGUUCAAGAAGUUCAAGGACAAGAUAAAGGGCGAUGACAGCUCUUCCAGGCCUUCAUACGGGACAGACCAACACAAUCAGCAUUCAAACAACCCUUACUACAGCUCGCCUCAAGACCAGCAGCAUAACAUAGCGCCGACGGAGAAGUAUCAAGCACCGCCUGGCCCGCCGCCGAACCAGGCUUCAUCCUCGUCUGGGUACUCCGCUCCGCCAGGUCCUCCACCGAGCCACGGGUCGUCCUCUUAUACUGCUCCUCCGGGGCCUCCACCUAAACAAGAGUUUUCAGGUUACGCACCCCCAGCAGGGCCACCUCCGUCGUAUCCACAGCAACCCCCUCCUAGCUGGGAUCCUCCGCCAUACCACGACUGGACAGUCGUACCUGACACUUCUCUUCUGCCCCCGCCACCUUCGAUGGGUUACGAUAGUUCUCCCACUGCUAAUGCAUCUACUGAAGAUGGCGAUCGUGCCUUGGCUUGGACCAACAUGAAUCCUUUGUGGCCACCGCAGAAUCUGCAGCCUAGCACUCAUGCUGCGAUUCAGAACGGUCAGCUUGCUCUACUAAAAGCACCGUCUUAUCUGGGUGAUCUACUCCCUCAACCUCAAGCAGGCCACUGGCGUUGUCGCACCCAUGCGAAUUGCAGAGACUCGAGCAUUCUCACAAAUCUGCCUAUGUACAGCGUGUUUUGGGACUCACCGCUGAACACACAACGCUCCAAGACUGUGUACUUCGAACUCAAAGUCCUUGGAAUCGGUCGCGGUGGCUUCUCAUUCUCGGAAGCAGACGCUGGUAUCGCGAUAGGCUUCGUCGCGCCGCCUUAUCCUACGUUCCGUCUCCCAGGCUGGGAGCGUGCCAGUCUUGGAGUGCAUGGAGAUGAUGGAAGAAAGUACGUCAAUGAUGCAUGGGGCGGCAUCGACUUCACCUCGGCUUUCAAGCCCGGCGAUACUGUAGGGAUCGGUAUCACCUUCUCGGUUCCGCGCAACCCACCAUCAUACGAGCAGUCGCAACAAGGAAGGAUGCUAGAUAUCGACGUGUUCUUCACGCGUAAUGGAGUAAAGGAAGGUGGCUGGAAUGGCAACGAGGAGCUCGACGUACGAAGCGAGGGGGGCAAUACUGGUCUGAGGGGCGAGUGCGACCUAUUUCCCGCGAUUGGCGUGUUUGGCGGUGUGGAUUUCGAUGACUUUGGCUAUCCGUUGAUGCUCGAAGACUACGUCCCGGUCCCUCCUCCACCCACUGCUGUUGCAGAUCAGUGCGCUUACUGUCGUACUCCUGGCGCGAAGAAGAUAUGUGGCCAAUGCAAGAGCAUGCUCUACUGCUCGCCAGCCUGUCAAGAACGCGACUGGGUCUCCAGCCACAAGCUCGUCUGCAAGCCCUACGCAAAAGCCAUCAAACAAUACAUUCCUAACAACAUGCGGCGCGUUUUGCACUUCCCCGUCGAUUCAGCCAGACCUGUCUUCUCCGUUCUGAGGUUCGAUGAGGAAGGUACGGUAGGCGGCCUCGAACAUUACUUUCCCGGGGUACCGGUUUCGGAGAUCAAGAAACUAUCAUUCCACAACCGCCACUUUCCGUACUUCAUCCAGAUCAACUACGACAUGAAUGCGAAGGGAGAGCGUGCGCUCCCUGAGAACAAGAGCCUUGGACUGCCGUUUCGCGGUCCAGUCGUCGUCUUGGCAUAUGACCUGGACAUUGCGCUUAGUGGUCCAGCGUUGAACGCUGAUGCCUCGAUCAUGCGGCCUUUGAUGGAGUACGUUGAGCUGUUGCGCGAAUACGAUGGCCCGAAGUUCGUGGAGCAGCCGCAACGGAGGUAUACGGAGGCAGAGUUGGACAUUAUUAUGGGCUCGGCAUCUUCGUCUGGUGGAGGAAGGGUAUGA